Messenger RNA from Acanthochromis polyacanthus (spiny chromis), 1396 nucleotides. Its product is annotated as trans-L-3-hydroxyproline dehydratase. The record is from RefSeq and is a predicted model, not a curated record. Lineage: Eukaryota; Metazoa; Chordata; Actinopteri; Pomacentridae. Bases 92 to 1126 code for a protein of 344 amino acids. The transcript is spliced from 6 exons. Gene Ontology annotation, molecular function: hydro-lyase activity.
GCUGAAUCACAUGCAGGAAAACUACAGGAGGAGACUGAAGACUGCAGGACUGUCACAACGGAACAGAGAGGAAAUCUAAAGCGGCUUUGAGAUGGAAAUGCAACUUCCUCCUCAUGAGGGCGACGUGCUCUCCGUGGUCGACAUGCACACCGGUGGAGAACCUUUACGGAUCGUCCUCGGCGGCUACCCGGAGGUCAAAGGUGACAGCGUGCUCUCUAAGCGCCGCUACGUCCGUGAACAUCUGGACCACCUGAGGAGGCUGCUGAUGUUUGAACCGCGGGGCCACUACGACAUGUACGGAGCUCUGAUCGUGGACAGCGAGGUCCCCGAGGCCCACCUGGGCGUCCUGUUCAUGCACAACGAGGGCUACAGCACCAUGUGUGGACACGCCGUCAUCGCUCUGGGACGCUUCGCCGUCGACUACAAACUGGUGAAAGAGCCGCAGUCACCGGAGACGCAGGUGAACAUCCACUGUCCCUGUGGUCUGGUGAGGGCCUUCGUGGAGUAUUCUGAAGGGAAAUCAGGAGCAGUGCGGUUCCUCAGUGUGCCAGCGUUCGUGUUUGCUACCGAUGUGACGGUGACGGUGGAGGGGUUUGGAGAGGUGACCGUUGACAUCAGCUAUGGAGGAGCUUUUUACGCCUUCGUUGACGCCCAGAGGUUUGGUCUGGAUGUGACCAAGUCCAGGACUCGAGAUCUGGUGGAUGCAGCCACAGCAGUGACCAAAGCUGUCAAAUCCCAGGUGAAGUUGCAUCACCCAACCAGUGAUGAUCUGGCCUUCCUGUACGGAACCAUCCUCACUGACGGCAAAGACGAAUAUUCCCCCGAACCCACCGCCAAUGUGUGCGUGUUCGCAGAAGCUCAGGUAGACCGAAGCCCCACUGGUUCUGGUGUCACGGCUCGAGUGGCUCUUCAGCAUCACAAAGGUCUCAUCCAGCUGAACCAGACCAGGACGUUUCAGAGCGGAGCUACCAGAUCCCAGUUUACAGGAAGAGCUGUCGAGGAGACCAGAUGUGGAGACUUCAAGGCUGUCGUGGUGGAAGUCGCCGGUCGAGCUUUUUACACUGGAGUUUCACGCUUCGUGCAGGAGCCCGAAGACAAACUGAUGCACGGUUUUCUGCUGAAAUGAGCUUCAAUUACAGGUUUUCAAGUUAAACAUGGUCCUGACUUUUUAAACCUUAAAGCAAUGAGGUGCCGUUGAAGCUGUAAAACCAGCUGUGAACGGAAAAUCUCUCUAGUUCCUGUCAGUUUUAUGUAUAAAAGCCAAUCCUGAACAGUAACCUGAGGAAGAAAUUAGUUUUGAUCUCAUCGUAGGUAAAAUUAACAACCUUUCAUGAGGAUUAAAGGAAUAAUUAUCCUGUCCUGAGUUGUCUUUAGUGGAUUAAAAUAGUAAAUACAA